Molecule: messenger RNA, 2754 nt
Organism: Labrus mixtus (cuckoo wrasse)
Lineage: Eukaryota; Metazoa; Chordata; Actinopteri; Labriformes; Labridae
Gene: ufl1
Product: UFM1-specific ligase 1
Exons: 19
Coding region: 134-2524 (796 amino acids)
Biological process (GO): regulation of proteasomal ubiquitin-dependent protein catabolic process; protein K69-linked ufmylation; response to endoplasmic reticulum stress
Cellular component (GO): endoplasmic reticulum membrane
Molecular function (GO): UFM1 ligase activity
Source: RefSeq, a predicted model, not a curated record
GUCCUUACGGCUCUCCGUCCUACGUCACUGAAUGUUGACGUGUGGAUAACCUGUGUCGUUAGCAGCACAGUGGUGGAUAGUUGAUUAAAGUACAAGACAACUGACUGUAACUAUAAACGUAUAAAGAGCAACAAUGGCGGCGGACUGGGAGGAGAUUCGUCGUCUUGCUGCAGACUUUCAGAGAGCGCAGUUUACUGACACAAUUCAAAGGCUGUCUGAGAGGAAUUGUAUUGAAAUCAUCACGAAGCUGGUGCAGGACAAGAAGCUGGAUGUGGUGCACACACUGGACGGGAAAGAGUUCAUAACUCCUGCACAGAUCAGCAGAGAGAUCCGAGACGAACUCUACGUGCAUGGAGGGCGGAUCAACAUUGUGGACCUCCAGCAGAUUAUCAACGUGGAUUGGGUCCAUGUGGAAAGUAGAGCAAACGACAUCGUCAAGUCUGACAAAGGGGUUCAGCUCGUACUGGGACAACUUGUUGAUAAUACGUACCUGGACCGGCUGGCUGAGGAGGUGAACGACAAACUGCAGGAGGCCGGUCUGAUCAGUAUAUCAGAGCUGUGUAAGAGCUACGACCUCCCCGGAGACUUCUUAUCCGAGGAGCUGUCAAAGCGCCUCGGGAAGCUCAUCCAGGGAGAGAUGGACCAGUACAAUAGAGGGGUCAUAUUUACUCCAGCUUUUGUUGCUCGCCACAAGGCCAGGAUACGGGGGCUUUUCAGCGCCAUCACGAGACCGACCCCCGUGAGCAGCAUGAUCGGAACGUUUGGAUUCCAGGAGCAUCUUCUCUACUCCGUCCUGGAGGAGUUGGUGAACACUGGACGCCUCAAAGGAAGUGUGGUUGGAGGUCGACAGGACAAAGCGGUGUACAUCCCUGACAUUUACUCUAAAACACAAAACACCUGGGUGGACUCCUUCCUGCAGCAGAACGGAUACUUAGAGUUUGAUUCGUUGGUCAGACUAGGGAUCCCGGACCCCCCCAGCUACAUCAAGAAGCGCUUCAAGGCCAACAAGCUGCUGUUCCUCCGAGCCGCCUGCGUGGGUCAGACUCUGGUGGACCAGGUGGAAGCAUCUGUGGAGGAAGCAGUCAACUCCUCCACGUGGACUGACAUACAGCCGAUUCUGCCCAGCUGCCUUUCAGCCGAGGACGUGGGGAUACUGAUAAACCAGGCUAUGAGAAACACGAAUGUUCAGACGGCAGCCCGAGUGCUGGGAGGGACGGUGGUCGUCAGCGAGAAGUUCAUCAGUAACUGUCUGUCUGUGUUUGAUGAAGGCAUGCAGCAGAAGGCUCAGAAGGAGGUGAAGAACAAUCCAGUGUUUUUGAUAUCUGAAGACGAUCUGAAGCAGUCGUCCAUGCUGACGGAGAGCUCAGCACUUUCUAAAAAGGAGAAGAGAGAAGCAGAGCGCAGGAAGAAGGCUACAGAGGGCAGCGGCAGCGUUAAAUCAGGCGGGGGAGGAAACGCCAGGGAGUACCGGAUCCGUAAAACCAAGAAGAAAGGGAGGAAGGACGAAGACAGUGACGAGGAGACGGGACCUUCACAGCAAAAUCGCAGCAAACAGACUGCAGCCCCCUUUAUGGGCCAGGAGGAGAUUGUCGCAGUUUUAGAGGAGAGAGUGAGCGACUGCCCCGAAGAAAUCCUCUCAGAGCUGGCAGAGCAUUUAGUCAGGCCUCUGAAUAAAGCCUAUCAGGAGGUGCUGCGAGCCGUGUUCAUGUCCUCCAGUAGCUCUCCGUCAGGGGCCAACAAGAAGAAGAGCAUGAAGGAGCUUCAGGAGGAGAUCACCAACCUCUACAACAACAUCCGACUCUUUGAGAAGGGGACCAAGUUCUUCUCUGAUGAAACUCAGGUCCUGAUUGCCAAACACGUCCUGAAGACCCUGUGCGCAGACGUCACCAACAUCCUGGUGAACUUCCUGGCUGCUGACCUGAUGAUGUCCGUGGAGAAUCCCGGCAGCAUCACCACCGAGGUCAGAGUGAAGAUCGUGGGUAAGCUGUCGGAGGAGACCAGAGGACCUCUCAUGAAGCUGCACAACAGUCUGAACGGCAAAACUAUCGAAGACUUCAUGACCAACAUCGAGAGCUGUGCAGAGGUGUGCGGCUUCAUGCUGAAGAAGGGAGACAAGAAGAAGGAGAGACAGGCGCUGUUCGUGCACCGCCAGGCUCUCACUGAGCAGCUGAAGGAGACGGAGGAUCCCGCUCUGGUCCUCCACCUGACCAGCGUGCUGCUGUUUCAGGCCAGCACCCAGUGCAUGCUGCACGCUCCAGGACGCUGCGUGCCCCAGAUCAUCGGCACCCUCACAGGCCGAAUACCCGCGGAGCAUCAGCAGCUGCUGUCUGCCUACCAGAGCCUAGUGGUGAAGCAGCUGGUGAGCCAGAGUCAGAACAGGAAGCAGGAAGAGGCCGGGGACAACGAGGAGGAGAAGGACGAAGAGGAGGAGGGAGGGAGUGUCCGCAUGCAGCUCAUGAACCUGACCCCACAGGUCAAAGAGCUGGUGCUGUCCCAGAAGAAGGCGUCCGUCACAGAGGAGUGAACGUGGCACAGAGUAGAGGAAUGAAUGUCUUAAAUGUUCAUAUGAAUACUAAUAACUCUGCGAGGUCAGAUGUUAUUACUGUAUUUAUGUGAUGGAUCAGUGUGGACGUAAUUCUAAAUGAUGAAAGUUAAAUUCCUGUGUGGGAUGUCUCCCUCUUAAUCUAAUUUAAGCCAAUUAACCCUCAAUGAGGGUUCGAUAUCCAUGAAUUCAUUAAACUCUCCUCUUCCUCA